UUACCCUCAAAGAUUCGACAGCUUGAGGAGUAGGAGGACAACCUGCAGCUGGAAUUAAGACAUUUUAAGAAAUUAACCAUUAAGCCCUGCCAUUUCGCUCAACGUCCUUCAAAUCCACUUUACUGUCUCUAAGUCAUGCCCACAUACCCGAAAGCAAAAGCUAUGUCUGCUUCCUGGUUCAGCAUUGAAAAUUGUGUUCUGUUAUAUUUGUUUAAAAGAAAAAAAAUCAAUGCCUUCAAACGUGAUACAAGGCAGCAUGUUAACAUGUGAUAUCAUGGUUUCUGCGUUGCUCGUCUUUGGAUAUGCUGCUUUCUUCAUAGUACCCGUGUUAUCCUGUCGCCCAAAGGAGUACACAACGAGGGAUAAUCAGUGUUGCCCGAUGUGCCACAAAGGUACAGUUGUUCAGAGAGACUGCACCAUAAACGCAGGAACUCAGUGUCGUCCAUGUGAAGAGGGGACUUUCAUGAACCAGCCCAGUGGCCUGUAUAGCUGUUUCACUUGCACUUCCUGUGACACAGGUCAUGGUCUCCUUGUCCAGCAGAACUGUACAACAACAACUGACACAGUGUGUGAUGUUUCAAGUGGCUAUUACUGCAAAAGUGUGACAGACAGUAGUGGAUGUAGUUUGGCAGAGAAACAUUCACAGUGUGCUGCUGGUCAGAGGAUAAAAGAACCCGGAACCAGCAGAAGUGACACAGUGUGUGAAGACUGUCAGCCCGGCUCUUUUUCCAAGGACGGUGUGACGUGCACAGCUUGGACAAUUUGCUCCAAAAGCCAAAUAAAGAUCAAAGAAGGAAGUUCAACCAGUGACGUUGUCUGUGGGAGUGCAUCAAGACAGCAUAACCUUUUAAUUGCACCUUUUUCAUUUUUUGCAGUAGCAGUUAUUGGCCUUGUGGCAGCAGGCCUUGUGAAAGCAGCUAAGAGUGGAAAUUACAGCUGCUAAGGUCCCGCCAGUGCCGUCUACCUGAGCUCCAACCCCUGACGGCAGAAUGCUCGCUUCGUGUCUGCCAUCUGUCCUCCAUUUUGCUGGUGGCAGCGACGUCCUGCCAUCGAUGAUGGCUUCACUUGGCUUAGAGUCAGUGUCCUGCACAGCAGGUGCACAAGUGUACUCAGGUGUUUAAUUCAAGUGCCGCUGCAGUCAGCUGUUGAGUGCGCCGACCAUCCGUCACCGAUCAUGUUCGCUCUGCUUAUUGCUCGCUGGAUUAUGAACAAAUCACUUGUUCUAAAUGAUCUGUUCAAUAAGGAGUCUCUAGACUUUGUGUUCUUGAUUGUGACGAGGCAGCAAAAUGUGGAUCAUUUAAGGGAAAUCUGGAUGGCUGGCUGCUCCGUCAUUGGAACGCUGCAUGUUUCAGAAUGUGGUGGUGGACUUGUUGCUGUGUACCAGGACAGAUUCACAUGCAGGCUGAUGAACUCUGACUCCUUUUCUUCAUUUAAACUGCAGAUGAUUAAGGGCGGUUCUUUGAAAACCGUGUACUGUAUUUUAAUCUGCCGACCUCCUGGCAUUGACUUUAAUGACCUUGGGUCACCCUUCAUUAAUUUGGAGAAGGUUGUAACACUGGGAGAUUUUAAAGUUCAAAGUGACAAGUCCUGUAACACGGCUGCUGGUCUCAUCACUAUCAUAGAGUCUUUCAACUUUAAGCAACAUGUUUCUGGCCGCACACAUAUUAAGGGCCACACACUGGAUCUUGUUUUUUCCCUGCGUUUAAAUAUUGAUGUAUGUGUGGAGGAUAUACAUGCAAGUCAUCAUAGCUGUAUAUUUUUUAAUCUGUCAUUUUAUCGGUAUCCUUCACAUCCUGAACUGAUGAUUCAAAGACAGAUUAUAAGCCAGGGUGCUGCUGGACGGUUCUCUGCUUUGUUUGAUGCUAACACGUCUCAUAGUGAUGUUGACACAUUUGUUUUUUUCUUUAACAUUCAAUGUAAACCUACUUUUGACACAGCGGCACCUCUAAAACAAAGCAUCCAAUGUUCAAAUUUUUGUCCUUGGAUAUAUGAAAAUAUUUGUAAUUUUAGGAAAUAUUGUCGUAAGUUAGAACAUUUACGAAAGGCGUCCAAGCUUGAGGUUGAUAGGUUAAAUCUUAAAGAAUCAGUUUCUUCACUAAAUGAUAUGUUGAAAAAUACCAGAAUAGAUUAUUUUGCAUAUCUUACAGCUUCAAAAAAGAAAAAUCCUAAAGUCUUAUUUGACACAGUUAAGAAUUUUGUCUCUCACAAUGUUCCUCAUGUACCAGUGUUUACAAACUCUGAGUUCAAUGAGUUUCUGCACUGUUUUGUAAAUAAGGUCGUUCCCAUCAGGUCAAGUAUUUUUCCAACAUCCUUUCAAUAUCAUGUUUGCAAUUUCCUUACCUCUGAUAUCUGGUCCUCUUUUGCUCCUGU
This is a messenger RNA of Archocentrus centrarchus (flier cichlid), 2370 nucleotides long. Its product is annotated as tumor necrosis factor receptor superfamily member 14-like. Gene Ontology annotation, cellular component: membrane; external side of plasma membrane. The transcript is spliced from 7 exons. NCBI's taxonomy places the organism in Eukaryota, Metazoa, Chordata, Actinopteri, Cichliformes, Cichlidae. Gene Ontology annotation, molecular function: transmembrane signaling receptor activity; protein binding. Bases 230 to 943 code for a protein of 237 amino acids. Gene Ontology annotation, biological process: positive regulation of peptidyl-tyrosine phosphorylation; immune response; apoptotic process. The record is from RefSeq and is a predicted model, not a curated record.